GCGUUUGUUUCAGGAUGUACACAGAAGAGGAAGCUAGGAAACUAGGAGUGGUUGGCUGGGUUAAAAAUACCAGCCAAGGAACUGUAACAGGCCAAGUUCAGGGCCCAGAAGAUAAAGUAAAUGCAAUGAAGUCCUGGCUGAGUAAAGUUGGAAGCCCAAGUUCUCGCAUCGACCGAACCAGUUUUUCCAACGAGAAGGAGAUUCCCAAGCUUGACUUCACAGGGUUUAGCACUAGAUACUAA
Merops nubicus (carmine bee-eater) is the source of this 242-nucleotide messenger RNA. It is a transcript of the gene ACYP2, whose product is annotated as acylphosphatase 2, muscle type. Gene Ontology annotation, molecular function: acylphosphatase activity. The transcript is spliced from 3 exons. The annotation marks the transcript as partial. The record is from RefSeq and is a predicted model, not a curated record. NCBI's taxonomy places the organism in Eukaryota, Metazoa, Chordata, Aves, Coraciiformes, Meropidae.